Saprolegnia parasitica CBS 223.65 is the source of this 1209-nucleotide messenger RNA. RefSeq lists its product as hypothetical. NCBI's taxonomy places the organism in Eukaryota, Oomycota, Saprolegniomycetes, Saprolegniales, Saprolegniaceae. The transcript has a single exon. The coding region runs from base 1 to 1209 and encodes 402 amino acids. The record is from RefSeq and is a predicted model, not a curated record.
AUGGCUCUUUUCGAUGCAGCGCUCGCGACACGGGUGCUGGACCGGUACAGCGACUGCGUUCGCAGCCAGUGCGACGCUCUCCCGCGCGACAACUCAUCGUACAUCGCCAUCACCGCACAGUACACCUCCUGCGUCACGUCAUGCGCAGCCGCCGAGACGGUCACGACGACCGCCGACAUCCGCGACGAGCUCGACGCCAUCGUCGCCCUCGGAUACGACGAACUCGCGAGCGUCCGCCGGUACCUCGCCGAUGCCGACGACGCGUGGCCUGCGUCGCACCCCGCCGUGUACGCCGAGAGCGCGCGGUGCCUCCCGCGUGAUUUCUUCGUGCCGUGGGACGCUCUCCUCGUACCGAUUCCAGUACGCGGCACGCAGCGCUGGACCACCGCGUCGGCGUAUCUCGAUGCAUGCGCGGGCCACAGCGAGGCCGAUGCGAUGUGCGACGCAGCGACCGUGCAGGCGGUGAGGUGGGCGUCGCGCGGUGUGCCAAUCGUCGCUCCGCACAUGGCUCAUGAGGCGCCGCCCGGCCAACCAAACACACGGCUCAACCCUCUCGCGCACGUCGGUCCACGUCAUGUCUGCGUCGCAGUUCGCAAUUCGCUUCGACCGCAUCGACCAUUUCAAGUGUACAAGCCUUUAAACGCAGAGAGCAAGUGCGCACCGGACGUCAAUAACGGCGUUCGCAUCGAGUACAGUCGCGAGCAGUUCCCGCCCAGUGUCUGGACGCUGGGCCGUAUGGAUUCCAACAGCACACACUGGCCGGCGCCGGCGCGCUACACUUACUGCAGCCCCGAGCAGUAUGCGUCGUACCUCGAGCGAGAGCUCUUUAGCGACUGCGCGGCAGCGACAUCGUCGCUUCGGUGCUUUGCCUCGCUCUGGAGCCGGCGCGCCGACUGCAUGACGGCCGUCCUCAACGUCCACCUGCUGCCGCGGGCGUCCAACGCCUUUGUGGCGACGAUCGGGCAGUCGGCCAGCGUCCUCACCGGCUUGUAUCGCUGCGAACGAGACAUCUCGCGCGCGUCGAUCGCCCGCGGCGUUCCCAACGCGCUCACAACGUCGUCGCUCUUGCUGCAGCGUCAGGUCGGUGGUCUCUCCAUCACGCUUGGCAUCUGUGCGAGCGUCGUUCUACUGGCGCUGCUCGUCACGGUGCAGCGGUAUCGUCGUCGCCGCCGCGUGGACGAGACCGAAUUCUACAUCGCGCUGCUCUAA